Molecule: messenger RNA, 2582 nt
Organism: Daucus carota subsp. sativus
Lineage: Eukaryota; Viridiplantae; Streptophyta; Magnoliopsida; Apiales; Apiaceae
Product: LEC14B protein
Exons: 9
Coding region: 257-1444 (395 amino acids)
Biological process (GO): proteasome-mediated ubiquitin-dependent protein catabolic process
Cellular component (GO): Cul4-RING E3 ubiquitin ligase complex
Molecular function (GO): protein binding
Source: RefSeq, a predicted model, not a curated record
ACAAUAAAAAGGAAAGUCUACUGUGCGUAUCUACUACUAUCUAGUCUUCCCCGAUAUUCUCAUUCUGCAUAUAAUUUUUGUCUUAAUCAAUAUAUAUACAUAAUAACAAAUUCACAAAUCCGUAUCUCAACAACCCAGGGUUUAUGAUACUUGAAACUAUGUAUGAAUGAGAUGAAGGCAGGACACUGUCUAAUACUUGUGUGUUAAUUCAAGUAUUUUUUAGAGUCUGAAGAAGGGUAGAAGUGCAACUGACAAUAUGGGGUACGCUUUGAGUAGAAUGGAGAUUGAUUCAGAAUAUUACAAUAGUGACACAUCCGAUUCGAGUGUAGAUGAAAAUUCUUCUCCGAACAAACCUGCUCAUAAUUUGGACCAUGAAGUUGCACAGCUCACAAAGCUUGGAUCAGCACCUCAUGAAAAGUUGAGCCACAUUUUUCCAGGAAAGCGGGAAGUUUCAGUUAAUACUGUGAAGAUGCUAGCUGGCCGAGAAUGUAACUUUUCAGGAAGAGGAAGGUUUUCAGCAGCCGAUCGUCGUCAUGUUCUUACUAAAUAUUUACCAGCAAACAGUCCAUCUGUGAUAGAUGAAAUGACCACCCGCGCAUAUGUCUCACAAUUUUCUGCUGAUGGUUCCCUUUGCGUGGUUGCAUUUCAGGGAAGCCACAUCAGAAUUUACGAUGUGGACAAAAAGUGGAAAGUUCACAAGAACAUUAUAGCCCAAAGCUUGAGAUGGACAGUUACUGAUACAUCUUUUUCACCAGAUCAACAACACCUUGUUUAUGCCACGAUGUCUCCAGUGGUUCAUGUUGUUAAUAUAGCAUCUGGUACAACAGAUUCUCAGGCAAAUAUUACGGAGAUCCAUGAAGGUCUUGAAUUUUCUAGGGAGGAUGAUGGUGGAUACUCUUUCGGGAUAUUUUCUGUUAAAUUUUCAAUAGAUGGGCGAGAACUUGUAGCUGGAAGCAGUGAUGACGCCAUUUAUGUAUAUGAUCUUGUAGCAAAUAAGCUUUCCCUUCGCAUUGACGCACACGCAUCCGAUGUUAACACUGUAUCUUUUGCUGAUGAAAGCGGGAACCUUAUAUAUUCGGGGAGUGACGACAAUUUAUGCAAGGUAUGGGACCGGCGCUGUCUUAAACCAAGAGGAAAGGCAGCUGGGGUCCUUAUGGGACAUUUAGAAGGUGUUACAUAUCUUGAUAGUCGGGGAGAUGGGCGAUAUUUAAUUUCAAAUGGAAAGGACCAGACCAUUAAACUUUGGGAUAUACGAAAAAUGUCUUCUAAUAGUAACUGCAGACCUAUAUUUAGGAAAUAUGAGUGGGAUUACAGAUGGAUGGACUACCCACCUCAGGCAAGAUAUUUGAAACACCCAAGUGAUCAGUCAGUGGCAACAUACAAAGGCCAUUCAGUUUUGCGUACUCUCAUUCGUUGCUAUUUCUCACCAGCAUAUAGAAUUUGAAAACGACGAUGUACUUCUCAUCAUCACCAAGCAUGGAGCACUUCUCUCCACAACCGUGAAGCACUUCUCUUCACAAACGUGGUGCACUUCUCACCACAAACGUUUAUCACUAAGCAUGGAGCACUUCUCUCCACAACCGUGAAGCACUUCUCUUCACAAAUGUGGUGCACUUCUCACCACAAACGUGGAGCACUUCUCUCCACAAACAUUUUUCUUAUCAUUAUGACACUCAUCUUGGUGCCUCUAGUUAUUUGAUCCUCUUGACCCCCUUCAUGUUUUUUUUCAGAAGGUUUGGUUGACUCGUCUUCAAAAUCCCUUAUUUCAUUUAGUGUUGGAUUGUAUCCAAGAGGUUGCAUCUCCCGCUCAGAUUCAAUCCUCCACCAACUUGAACUUCUCAUGGCGGAAGUCAUGAACUCACCUUGACAGAUCCCUUUAAGAUCAUUAAAGCUCGGAUACCAUUUGUUGGUUUUUUGAUACAAGAGGGAGAUAGAUAUAAUAUAUUAGGUGGAAGCUUACAGGAGAGACAUGGAAACUUAUAAUUUUAUUAAUCAAAAGGCUCUUUAUAUAGAGCUCAUACAAAUCACAUAGGCACGAGUAGUGCCACAUAAUAAGUUUAUGGAGUUACAAAUCUUCUCUAAUUAAAGAGACAUUAAUACAUUAUCAACUAAUAUUUCAGUUACAAUCAUAAUUCCAACAAGUUUAUGUCGGAAUUAAUGAAGUAUCUGAAUUUGAUUCUUAUUUUCUGAUUCAUAACAAUAAUAUAUAAUUAUAAUUUGUUACAAAAUAAUAGGAUUAGAAAAGAUGUUUUUAUUUUUGGACGCCUUUUAAUUUAGCUGAAAAGUUCAAUGAAUAAUCACCGUCAAAAUUAUAUAGCUAGAUGUGGUUCUGGGGAUCGCCUAACAACCAACUCUGGGUGAACUCUAUAUUCAACAGGAUGAUACUAAGUGCUUUAUUUGUGAAAAUAGAAUCUACGACACACAGAUGACUUUAUUGUUAGCAUCGAUUAUUCUUGCAACUAUUAACAGAUUUGACCCCGUCACACAUUAACGUUCUUUGAGUGACUCUUUGCAGUACUGGGCAGAAGUACAUCUACACAGGAUCACACGAUUCUUGCAUUUAUAUCUAUGACGUGGUACGU